This is a messenger RNA of Nothoprocta perdicaria, 3733 nucleotides long. It is a transcript of the gene PRKG1, whose product is annotated as protein kinase cGMP-dependent 1. Gene Ontology annotation, biological process: protein phosphorylation. The record is from RefSeq and is a predicted model, not a curated record. NCBI's taxonomy places the organism in Eukaryota, Metazoa, Chordata, Aves, Tinamiformes, Tinamidae. The transcript has 18 exons. Gene Ontology annotation, molecular function: ATP binding; cGMP-dependent protein kinase activity. Bases 1 to 2088 code for a protein of 695 amino acids.
AUGGGCACUUUGCGGGAUCUCCAGUACGCGCUGCAGGAGAAGAUUGAGGAGCUGCGGCAGCGCGAUGCGCUCAUCGACGAGCUGGAGCUCGAGCUGGACCAGAAGGACGAACUGAUCCAGAAGCUGCAGAACGAGCUGGACAAGUACCGCUCGGUGAUCCGGCCCGCCACGCAGCAGGCGCAGCAGCAGCAGCAGGCGCAGCAGCAGCAGGCGCAGCAGCAGAGCGCCUUGCAGGGCGAGCAGCGCACCAAGCGGCAGGCGAUCUCCGCCGAGCCCACCGCCUUCGAUAUCCAGGACCUCAGCCACGUCACCCUGCCCUGCUACCCCAAGAGCCCGCAGUCUAAGGAACUAAUAAAGGAAGCAAUCCUUGACAACGACUUCAUGAAGAACCUGGAACUGUCACAGAUCCAGGAGAUUGUGGAUUGUAUGUAUCCCGUGGAGUACGGCAAAGACAGCUGCAUCAUCAAGGAAGGAGAUGUGGGCUCCCUGGUGUACGUCAUGGAAGAUGGGAAGGUUGAAGUGACAAAAGAAGGGGUGAAGCUCUGCACCAUGGGACCCGGCAAAGUAUUUGGGGAGUUGGCCAUCCUCUACAAYUGCACCCGGACAGCAACGGUCAAAACUCUCGUAAAUGUGAAACUUUGGGCUAUUGAUCGGCAAUGUUUUCAAACAAUAAUGAUGAGGACAGGCCUUAUCAAGCAUACUGAGUAUAUGGAAUUUUUAAAAAGUGUUCCCACAUUCCAGAGCCUUCCUGAAGAGAUACUUAGUAAGCUUGCAGAUGUCCUUGAAGAGACACACUAUGAAAGCGGAGAGUAUAUUAUAAGACAAGGUGCUCGAGGGGAUACCUUCUUCAUAAUCAGCAAAGGGAAGGUGAACGUUACUCGUGAGGACUCCCCCAGUGAAGAUCCGGUCUUUCUCCGCACCCUAGGCAAAGGAGAUUGGUUUGGAGAAAAAGCYCUUCAAGGGGAGGAUGUCAGAACAGCCAACGUCAUCGCGGCUGAAGCGGUAACUUGUCUCGUCAUAGACAGAGACUCCUUCAAACAUCUGAUUGGUGGUCUAGAUGAUGUUUCCAAUAAAGCCUAUGAAGAUGCUGAAGCGAAAGCGAAAUAUGAAGCCGAAGCUGCCUUCUUCGCCAACCUGAAACUGUCUGACUUCAACAUCAUUGACACCCUUGGAGUUGGAGGGUUCGGACGAGUUGAACUGGUGCAGUUGAAAAGUGAAGAAUCGAAAACUUUUGCCAUGAAGAUCUUGAAGAAGCGGCACAUAGUGGACACGAGGCAGCAGGAGCACAUACGGUCAGAGAAGCAGAUAAUGCAGAGUGCCCACUCGGACUUCAUCGUAAGGCUCUACAGGACRUUCAAGGACAGCAAAUAUUUGUACAUGCUGAUGGAAGCUUGUCUAGGGGGAGAGCUCUGGACAAUUCUCAGGGACAGAGGUUCGUUUGAAGAUUCAACAACCAGGUUUUAUACUGCGUGCGUGGUCGAAGCUUUUGCCUACUUGCAUUCCAAAGGAAUCAUCUAUAGGGACCUCAAGCCAGAAAACCUCAUUCUGGAUCAUCGAGGUUAUGCCAAGCUGGUCGAUUUUGGCUUUGCAAAGAAAAUAGGAUUUGGAAAGAAAACAUGGACUUUCUGUGGGACUCCYGAGUACGUAGCCCCAGAGAUCAUCCUGAACAAAGGUCACGACAUUUCAGCAGACUACUGGUCACUGGGAAUCUUAAUGUAUGAACUCCUGACUGGCAGUCCACCUUUCUCAGGCCCAGACCCCAUGAAGACCUACAAUAUCAUAUUAAGGGGAAUUGACAUGAUUGAAUUUCCAAAGAAGAUUGCCAAAAAUGCUGCUAACUUAAUUAAAAAACUAUGCAGGGACAAUCCAUCAGAAAGAUUAGGGAACUUGAAAAAUGGAGUAAAAGACAUCCAAAAGCACAAAUGGUUUGAAGGCUUUAACUGGGAAGGGUUGCGAAAAGGGACACUGACACCUCCUAUAAUACCCAGUGUUGCAUCUCCGACGGACACAAGCAAUUUCGACAGCUUCCCUGAGGACAACGACGAACCGCCCCCUGACGACAACUCAGGAUGGGACAUAGAUUUUUAAUGUAUUUCUUUUACCUGCUUCUGCCUUGCUGAAGACAGCUUCCUGGGACGUGGCUGCCAGCAGAACUGAAAGAGUUGGGGAGGAUUAGUGCUCGGGGUCACCAUGAUGCCUUGAUUGAUGCUGCUACAGUAACUACAGUGGCAUUAGGACUUCUCGCUUAGAUGACAAUAGUGCUCUUCAUGUUUUCUGUUCAAACUUAAAAUAGCAGUUGACAUGUGGUGGUCCUGACGCAAAGCCUUUCACCGGUAAAGAGAUACGUUUUCUAUCACCGCGACGUUCUUGCGACGCUCUAAUUAUCCAAGUUGAAAGACAGCGUAGCGUAAGAUGCAAUUCUAGCUGCGAGGCACUGGCUUUUAUCGGUAGGAUCAAUAGUAAUUUAUUAAGUGCUGCCGCUAAGCGCAGUACAGGAUCAGGGCUCCUCCCGCACGUCAAGCUCUGUAGGUCUUCUACUGUAGGCCAGUGAAGAAACAAGGGUGGACCACAAAAAAAAAAAAAAAAAAACCCACAUCGGUCCAAGAGUUGGUGUCAAAGCAGUUGUAAGAUUUGUCCUUUUUCUUUGUGAGCAGUAUUCAUGAUGGGACUGAAUGUUACCGUUCCUCUUUCUUUUGGAAUUUUUUUUUUUUAUUAUGAUUUAACCUGACGUAAUAAAAGCACAACUGCUCUAGAUGCUGUUAAGAACUGUUAGAGCAGAUAUUGGUUGCUUCUCACCUUCAACAGAGAACAGAGUGUAACAACACAAGGGAUGUUAUUCUUUCUUUCUGGUACAGAUACCUAACUGCAUGACAAAAAAAUAAUCAUGAAAYUAUUCAUUUUACAUAUAAAAUAGCACUUAAAUAACAGAUGUAAAAGUGACAGCAGCCAAUUGGUCUUAUGGAUCGGUUCUUUGGCUUGAAAAUAAGCUUGACUUUCAUCCAAAGGGAGAUUUUAAGAUCYGUAAUGUACUUUACAGGUGCUACGUACAUCCUUCAUCUGCUAAUAUAGGUACUGAGUCCACAACCAUUUCAGAAAUAUGUAGCAAGAGGCAUCGCUUUCCAUUGAGCUCUGAGAAAACAUUGUCUGCAUUUUGACAUCUCCUCCAUGUUUAUUUCGCAGGCAAAAACACAUGGUGCAGGGCCAGGAUGGUCAUUCUGUCUGGAAGAUUGCACCUCAAAGUGCAGUCUUAAUGCCACUCCAGAGACACCCACAGAAAAUUGGGUCGCAUUAAAGGGAGAUCUUGCACUGGACUCACAAGACCAACUUGUGCUAGUCACAGCAGGUCAUCUCCUUGCUAGGACUGGCAGUUCUCCUGCACGUCCUGGUGACUCUUUGGAAUUGUUGGCUUUUAUGGUACAUGUACGUCCACCUCCAUGUGUCAUUUCAUUGCAGGAGUAUUUCCCCAAAGGCCAAGAGUCUUUGCCUUGACCUUGAUCCCUUGAGUUGGAGCUUCACCUCCAAAAGGAGUAAACACUUAAAAUAUAUAUWUUUUUUAACUCUCAUGCUAAUUCCCAACACUUCUCCACUUUCCCAAUGCAGGUGACUUGGGGAGUCUGAGCAGAGCUUACUCAAAAGACAUUUUCUCCACUCCUAUGACAGUCUCAACAGUAUCUAAAGCUGGCCGAAGAGCUCGGUUAAUGCAGGCCCCUUCCUUAAAACCAGCCUGUUUCAC